Messenger RNA from Mytilinidion resinicola, 958 nucleotides. RefSeq lists its product as uncharacterized. NCBI's taxonomy places the organism in Eukaryota, Fungi, Ascomycota, Dothideomycetes, Mytilinidiales, Mytilinidiaceae. Bases 68 to 844 code for a protein of 258 amino acids. The record is from RefSeq and is a predicted model, not a curated record. The transcript is spliced from 2 exons.
UCCUUGCCCUCCCUCAUCCCAACCCUCACAUGCUGCCUCACAAUCUCUCCUCCUCUUCUAAAGCAAUAUGAAAGCUCGCUUCUGGGAUGGAUCCGAAGACCCCUGCCCCCACGACGAGCGCGGCAGACCACCCUACGUGACGCUCCGCGCACCAGACCGCUCUGCUACUUCUCCUUCACCGAAGGUGCCGGCGAAAGUGCCGCCUGGGAGCGCGACGUGGUAUCUCUCGCAUUCGACGCAUGAGCGCUGGAGGGGAAAGCGGAAUGUGCGGCUGCGGUGGGUGAAAGCGGAGGAAGGCGAUGAGCAGGGCAGCAUGGAGCUAGAGUGGUCGUGGCAAGAGAUGGACCGAGACGAGGUACAGCGAGUGCGCGUAGCCGCUGCUGCUAGCGAGCAUCGCUAUGUCGUGCUUGGGACGGGGAAGGAGGGGACUUUGGAGGGUUGGAUGAUUGAGACGGAGUAUGGGAUUGAGGAUUCUUCGGGCGAAGUCCGUGGCGAUUGGCGUUCUAGUUGGCUUGUGUUGUUCGCCCCCGCGACUGGACUCGAGUCGGCUGGUGUGGAUGUCCUCACGACGAGGCUGAGGAUUGAGAAGGAGACGAGGAGAAUGUAUGUGGCGAAGGCUUCGACUGUAGAGCAGAUCAAGGAUGCGUUUCUUGGGAUGGAUACAGACAUUCCCAAGGAUCUUCUAAGUGAUUUGUUUGAGGUUAAGGUUGACGAUGAGAGAGAUCAAGAUGAGUUGCCGAAAUUGAGCCCCAAAGAGCAAGGGAUCUGGAGUCCGGGAGAUGACAUCGAUGAGACUAAAAUCAAUGAGCCUAAAAGUGAUUGCUGGAAGUGCGUUGUUCAGUAAGCUGUAUUGAUGGAUCUACGAGGAACUGAGAUUCAUAGUAGAUGUGAUAUAAAGAUUCUGAUAUGUACAAAAGCAGAAAAGUAUAUACAGGAAAAAGAUGAAACGAUUGGGAUG